Molecule: messenger RNA, 615 nt
Organism: Cryptococcus amylolentus CBS 6039
Lineage: Eukaryota; Fungi; Basidiomycota; Tremellomycetes; Tremellales; Cryptococcaceae
Exons: 2
Coding region: 1-615 (204 amino acids)
Source: RefSeq, a predicted model, not a curated record
AUGUUCAGAUCCAAAAAGAAUCAGCGGAGUCCGUCGGAAGAGCAGAGUUACCUAGACGCCGUCUUUGCAAAGUUGGGCAAAGGACGGAUACUGGGCAUCCGACCCACCACCACCGCCACCACACCCGCACCUAUCCCCGCCUCACCCACCACCCAACGUCAUCCAACAACCCCAACCAGACCUGCAACCGCUCGUGGCAACCACACCCCCCAAGCCACCAGUCAGUCCCAACUCCGCCACCGACUAUUCUCAACUCUGCCUCCCUGGGCACAGCACCCUGUACAGACGAGCUUCCACUAUCCCAACAGGGCGCACCCGACUGCUGUACCUGUACCUGUAUCCUCGCCUGCGCCUCGCCAAAAGGGGCCCGGGUCGCGUCAUGCGCAUGUUAGUUUCACGCCGUCUACACGACCUGAGCCGCCUUCUGUAGCUACCCCGGCCAAAGAGGGCUCGGGAACGGGCACGAAGGAGGGUGAAAGUGAGGGUAGACGUCACAGGUCUGCUACGAUACCCGGGACGACGAGGCCCGCGGGGGUGCCAGCCCCUGGCGAGGUAAGAACCCGCCAUCGUGCUACUAGCCAUGAUAGGGGUGACAAAGUGAAGAAAGCUGGGUGA